AUGGUAUUCAAAGCCCCUUCCUGGGCUCCUGGCCUUACAUCAGGCUCAAUCCCAGAUUCAAUACCAAUAUGCGACUUUAUCUUCAACGAGAAGUACGGGAGACCCUCACUCGAGAGUUCCCGUAGCCCUUUCGUGUGGGCUGUAUCUGAAGAGGGCUAUUCGGCCGUCCAGGUGCGGCAACGCGUUGAUUAUCUCGCCAGAAGCUUUGCCCUUGAGUUUGCAUGGCAUCCCAAUCGUGGUUCUGAAUGGGAGAAGAUCAUAGGCGUCUUUUCACUGAAUACGGUUGACUACCUUCCCCUGGGCUGGGCUGUUCAGAGGCUUUCGGGGAUAGCGACGUUGAUCAACGCCGCUUCCACGGCUGAUGAGCUGGCGUAUCAGCUUAAGGCAUCUAAGGCAUCAGUCCUAUUCACCUGCGUACCACUGCUGGACACGGCGCUGGAGGCUGCUGCAAAAUGCGGAAUCCCACGCUCCCGCAUCUACAUUCUAGAAAUGCCACAGGAGCUAUUAGGUAGCUUAAGGCCUCCAAGUGAUUUCACUUCUUUAAACCAACUCAUCGAGAGGGGCUCUGCGCUUAACGAGUUGGAGCCUUUGAAAUGGAAGAAGGGCCAGGGCGCCAGGCAAUGUGCGUAUCUGUGUUUUUCGAGUGGGACGAGUGGAUUGCCAAAAGGAGUAAUGCUCUCUCAUCUGAAUUUGAUAUCAGAGGUUCUUUUAUUGAGGAGCUUUGAAAGCUACACGCGCACGGCUGAUCAGAAAGAUGUUGCUCUGGGUUUGUUGCCCCAAGGCCAUCUUUUUGGUCUCUCAGUUUUUCACACUGCUGUGUUCCGAGGGGAGUGCGUGGUGGUACUCCAUAAAUUUGAACUUGAGACCCUUCUGGAUGCAAUACACAGAUGCAGGAUAAAUGUUUUAUAUUUGGUCCCCCCCAUAAUUAUAUCUAUGGUGAAGAACGAGGAACUCAUGAGGAGAUUCGAUCUGAGCAGCGUGCGUUCAAUAAUCACCGGUGCAGCUCCUCUCGGCCUGGAAACUGCAGAGCAACUGGGCAAUCUGCAACCCUCCUGGUCAAUUCUUCAAGCCUAUGGACUCACUGAGACCACAGCUGUUGUAACCACUACAAGCCCUCACGACAUUUUCUUCGGUUCAUCAGGAUCAUUACUUCCUUCGCUCGAGGCACGUCUCGUAUCACCCGAUGGAGAUGAGAUUGAAACGUACGAUACGCCCGGCGAACUCCUCUUACGAGGCUCAACCAUUGUGCUCGGGUACCUAAACAAUGAGGAAGCGAAUAAAGCGACCUUCCAAGAUGGAUGGUUACGGACUGGGGACGAGGCGGUUGUACGGAAGAGCCCAAGUGGAGAAGAUCAUAUUUUCAUAGUGGAUAGAAUCAAGGAGUUGAUUAAGGUCAAGGGCUUCCAAGUCGCUCCCGCCGAGCUCGAAGCACAUCUUCUUACCCAUCCGCUCGUGGUAGACACUGCCGUAAUAGGUGUUGUGGAUGAUGAUGGGAGUGAAGCUCCAAAGGCCUAUGUGGUGAAGGCCAAUAGUGCACCAGCUAAUGACCAGGCUCUCGUUCGCGACAUUCUGAAGCAUGUUUCAGACCAUAAGGCUCAUUAUAAGCGGCUGAAAGGGGGGGUUGAGUUUAUUGAUGUUAUCCCGAAGAGUGCUAGCGGGAAGAUAUUGCGGCGCCAUUUGAGGGAUCGAGAUCGCGAGUCAAGGCGGAAGGCUGGUUCGAAGUUGUAA
This is a messenger RNA of Paracoccidioides brasiliensis Pb18, 1728 nucleotides long. RefSeq lists its product as uncharacterized. The record is from RefSeq and is a predicted model, not a curated record. The transcript is spliced from 6 exons. Gene Ontology annotation, molecular function: CoA-ligase activity. The coding region runs from base 1 to 1728 and encodes 575 amino acids.